CCUGGCACUGCCUCCUUGUCCAGCUCUUUCAGAGUGCUGAGGGCAGAGGGGAAGGUGGUCAACAAGAGCCCCACCCCGACAAGGCUGUCAGGAGCGGCUGCCUCAGGAUGUCGGGCUUGAGACUGGGUGACCAUGUGUGGCUGAACCUCACCUCUGCUGACAAGACCAGCGUGCCCAUCGGGGGCAUCAUCAAAGAAACAAAGCCUGGCAAGAUCUUGGUGGAAGAUGAUGAAGGCAAAGAACACUGGAUCCGAGCAGAGGACCUUGGCACCCUCAGCCCCAUGCACCCCAACUCUGCUCAGGGCGUGGAUGACAUGAUCCUCCUGGGGGACCUGAACGAGGCGGGCAUGGUGCACAACCUCCUGAUCCGCUACCAGCAGCACAAGAUCUACACGUACACAGGCUCCAUCCUUGUGGCCGUGAACCCGUACCAGGUGCUGCCCCUCUACACCGUGGAGCAGGUGCAGCUGUACUACAAGCGCCAUGUGGGCGAGCUGCCACCACACGUCUUUGCCAUCGCAAACAACUGCUACUUCAACAUGAGGAAGAACAAGACGGACCAGUGCUGCAUUAUCAAUGGCGAGUCUGGAGCAGGGAAAACAGAGACCACCAAGCUCAUCCUGCAGUUCCUGGCCACCAUCAGCAGUCAGCAUUCGUGGAUUGAGCAGCAGGUCCUGGAGGCCAACCCCAUCCUGGAAGCCUUUGGAAAUGCCAAGACGAUCCGAAACGACAACUCAAGCCGCUUUGGGAAGUACAUCGACAUCUACUUCAACCCCAGUGGGGUGAUUGAGGGGGCGUGCAUCGAGCAAUUUCUUCUGGAGAAAUCCCGGGUCUGCCGGCAGGCCCCCGAGGAGCGGAACUACCACAUCUUCUACUGCAUGCUCAUGGGGAUGAGCGCGGAGGAGAAGCAGCUGCUGUGCCUGGGCACGCCCUCUCAGUACCACUACCUGACCAUGGGGAACUGUACCUCCUGUGAGGGGCUCAGUGACGCCAAGAACUAUGCCCACGUCCGCUCAGCCAUGAAGAUCCUCAUGUUCUCCGACUCCGAGAACUGGGACCUCAGCAAGCUGCUGGCCGCCAUUCUCCACCUGGGGAAUGUGGAGUUCAUGGCUGCGGUCUUCGAGAACCUGGACUCCUCUGACGUGAUGGAGACGCCCGCCUUUCCCACCGUGAUGAAGUUACUGGAGGUGAAGGACCAGGCACUCCGAGACUGUCUGAUCAAGCACUCCAUCAUCAUCCGUGGGGAGUUUGUCACCAGGCCCCUGAACAUCGCCCAGGCUGCAGACCGGAGGGAUGCCUUCGUCAAGGGCAUCUAUGGGCACCUCUUCCUGUGGAUUCUCAAGAAAAUCAACGCUGCAAUUUUCACCCCACCUGCCCAGGACCCCAAAAAUGUGCGAAGGACCAUCGGCCUCCUGGACAUAUUUGGUUUUGAAAAUUUCCAGAAAAAUAGCUUCGAGCAGCUCUGCAUCAACCUGGCCAACGAGCACCUGCAACAGCUCUUCGUGCAGCACGUGUUCACCAUGGAGCAAGAGGAGUACCGCACCGAGCGCAUCGCCUGGGACUACAUCCACUACCACGACAACCUGCCCACGCUGGACCUGCUGGCCCUCAAGCCCUUGAGCAUCAUCUCCCUCCUGGACGAAGAGAGCCACUUCCCACAGGGGACGGACGCCACCUUGCUGCAAAAACUGAAGAACGUCCAUGCCAACAACAAGGCCUUCCUGCAGCCCAAGAACAUCCACGAUGCCCGAUUUGGCAUCGCCCACUUUGCCGGCGAGGUGUACUACCAGGCAGAAGGCUUCCUGGAGAAGAACCGGGACGUGCUGAGCAAGGACAUACUCGCCCUGGUCCGCUCCUCCCAGAACAAGUUCCUGCGGGAGAUAUUCGGGCUGGAGUCCUCGGAGCUCAAACGGGGCCGAGGGACCAUCGUCCGGGUGACGGCGGGCAGCCAGCUCUUCAAGUCUGCAGACUCCAGCAAGCGGCCCUCCACCUUGGCGGGCCAGUUCAAGCAGUCCCUGGACAAGCUGAUGAAAAUCCUGACCAACUGCCAGCCUUACUUCAUCCGCUGCAUCAAACCCAAUGAGUACAAGAAGCCACUGCUCUUCAACCGGGAGCUGUGCCUCUGGCAGCUGCGCUACUCAGGCAUGAUGGAGACGGUGCACAUCCGCAAGUCCGGAUUCCCCAUACGCUACUCGUUCGAGGAGUUCUCGCAGAGGUUCCGCGUCCUGCUGCCCAGCGCCGCGCGCACGGAGCUUCAGGGCAAGUUUCGCCAGAUGACCCUGCGCAUCGUCGAAAUGUGGCUGGGCACAGACAAAGACUGGAAAGUGGGAAAGACCAAAAUUUUCCUGAAGGAAAACCAGGAAACCCUGCUGGCGGUACAGAGGAGCCAGGCCCUGGACAAGGCUGCCGUCAGCAUCCAGAGAGUCCUGCGGGGCUACAGAUACAGGAAGGAGUUCCUAAGGCAGAGGCAGGCAGCUGUGACCCUCCAGGCCUGGUGGAGAGGCUACUACAGCCAGAGGAACUUCAAGCUGGUCCUCCUGGGUUUUGAGCGUCUGCAGGCCAUUGCCCGGAGCCACCUGCUGGCAAAGCAGUACCAGGCCAUGCGGCAGAGGAUGAUCCAGCUGCAGGCCCUCUGCAGGGGCUACCUUGUGCGCCAGCAGGUCCAGGCCAAGAGGAGGGCAGUGGUGGUCAUCCAGGCGUACACCAGGGGCCUAGCUGUCCGGCGGAACUUCCGGCGGCAGAAAGCCAAUGGGCCUCUGGCCGUCCCCGCUGAAAAGCAGAAAAGCCCAAGCGCUGUCCCCAGGAGGAAGCGUAAGUCCAUCUACGACACUGUCACCGACACGGAGAUGGUGGAGCAGGUGUUCGGCUUCCUGCCUUCCCUGAUGGGCGGGCAGGAGGACCAGGCCACGCCGCACGUCGAGGAUCUGGAAGAGAGGACCCAGAAGCUACCCGAGGUUGACCUGGACACGGUCCCCAUGACGGGGGAGCCCGAGGAGGACGCAGACGACCUGGCCGAGUACACCUUCCCCAAGUUCGCCGUGACCUACUUUCAGAAAUCAGCCAGCCACACACACAUCCGGCGGCCCCUGCGGUACCCUCUGCUUUACCACGAGGAGGACGCCGACUGCUCGGCCGCCCUGGCUGUGUGGAACGUCAUCCUGAGGUUCAUGGGUGACAUCCCGGAGCCAGUGCUCUUUGCCAGGAACACCCUGCGCGGUGGCUCGGUGAUGCGGCAGAUCCAUGACGCCCUGGGCAGGGAGAGCAGUGCCCAGCCUCCGACGCACAGCGGAUCCGCACAGAGGCCCAGCCGCAGGGACAGAGGGACCAAGGACAUCUCCUCCAUGAAGCUGAAGUGGUCCUCCAGGGUCACGGGCCAGGUGGCCAGCCAGCUGAAUAUCGGAGAAGAGGCAUUUGAUCCUGACGACCCCAUCUCAGACCGACCCAUGUCCAAUCUGGAGAAGGUGCAGUUCAUUGUGGGCUACGCCAUCCUGCGGCCCAGCCUCAGGGACGAGAUUUACUGCCAGAUCUGCAAGCAGCUCUCGGAGAACUACAAAACGAGCAGCCUGGCCCGGGGCUGGAUCCUGCUUGGCCUGUGCCUGGGCUGCUUCCCGCCCUCCGAAAGGUUCCUGAAGUAUCUGCUGAACUUCAUUGGUCAAGGGCCAGUCGGCUACGGGCCCUUCUGUGUUGAGCGCCUGAGACGCACCUGUGCCAACGGGGUGCGCACGGAGCCGCCCUCCUGGCUGGAGCUGCAGGCUGUCAAGUCCAAGAAGCACGUCCCGAUCCAUGUGACCUUGGCGACUAGAGAGAGCCUGACCGUCUCGGUGGACUCAGCCUCGACGUCUCGGGAAGUCUGCCUGCACAUCGCCCACAAGCAGGGCCUCAGCGACCACGUGGGCUUUUCCCUGCAGGUCGCCGUGUACGAUAAGUUCUGGUCGCUGGGCAGCGGGCGCGACCACGUGAUGGAUGCCAUGGCCCAGUGUGAGCAGCUGGCCCGGGAGAGGGGCGAGAGCGAGCGCCAGGCGCCCUGGCGCCUCUACUUCCGGAAGGAGUUCUUCACCCCGUGGCACGACUCCCGGGAGGACCCGGUCAGCACCCAGCUCAUUUACCACCAAGUCCUCCACGGAGUCUGGUCCGGCGAGUACAGCUUCGAGAAGGAGGAAGAGCUGGUGCAACUGCUGGCCCAACACUGCUACGUGCAGCUCGGCGCCUCGGUGGGGAGCCAGGCCGUCCGGGAGCUGCUGCCCAGCUGUGUCCCCGCCAAGCUGUACAGGACCAAGACCCCAGAGAAGUGGGCCAGCCUGGUCACCGCCGCCCACGCUGAGGCGCCACACACCCAGAAGCGGGCCCCGCCACUGGCCGUGCAGGAGCAGGUGGCGGACACCGCCUGCCUGGAGUGGCCGCUGCUCUUCUCCCGGCUCUUUGAGGUCACCACACUCUCAGGCCCCCGACUGCCCAGGGCCCAGCUGAUCUUGGCUGUUAACUGGAAGGGGCUGUACUUCCUGGACCAGAAGGAGAAGAUGCUGCUAGAACUCUCUUUCCUAGAGGUCAUGAGCCUGACCACCGACAGGGAGGCCCAGGGUGGGCAGAGGCUGGCGCUCUUCACGCUGCACGAAGAGGAGUUCGAGUUCAGGUCCCCCAGCAGCGUGGCCAUCGCCGAGCUGGUGGCCAUGUUUCUGGAGGGCUUGAAGGAGAGGUCCGUGUUCGCCAUGGCCCUGCAGGACAGGAAAGCCACAGAGGAUGCCACCCUCCUGCCCUUCAAGAAGGGGGACUUGCUGAUCCUGACAGAGAAGCAGGGGCUGCUGACCUCUGAGAACUGGACCCUGGCCCAGAAUGACAGGACCAAGAAGACGGGGCUGGUGCCCACGGCCUGCCUCUACACCAUCCCAACGGUCACCAAGCCCUCGGCACAGCUGCUGAGCUUGCUGGCCAUGCCACCAGAGAAGCGGAAGCUGGCAGCCCAGGAGGGGCGGCCCGCAGCGCCGGCCCCCGAGGAGCAGCCUGAGGAGAAGCUGCACACCCUGGAGGAAUUCUCCUAUGAGUUUUUUAGGGUCCCAGAGAAGGAGACUGUCAGCAGAGCUGUGCUGCCCCUGGCCCGGACCCGGGGCCGCCUGUGGGCCCACUCAGCCGAGCCGCUGCGGCAGCCUCUGCUCGGGCGCGUCCACGCCGACGCCGAGCUGCGGGACGUCGCCUGUCGGAUCUUCAUCGCCAUCCUCAGGUACAUGGGCGACUACCCCUCUCGGAAGGCCUGGACCUCCCUGGAGCUUACCGACCAGAUCUUCUCGGCGGCCCUGCAGGAGGCGGCCCUGCAGGAUGAGGUUUACUGCCAGAUCCUGAAGCAGCUGACGCACAACACCAAGAGGCACAGCGAGGAGCGGGGCUGGCAGCUGCUGUGGCUGUGCACCGGCCUCUUCCCGCCCGGCAAGGCGCUGCUGCCCCACGCCCAGAAAUUCACAGACACGCGGAGCAGCGCGCUGCUGGCCCCCGACUGCAGCCGCCGCAUCCAGAGGGUCCUGAGGACGGGGCCCCGGAAGCAGCCCCCGCACCAGGUGGAGGUGGAGGCCGUGGAGCAGAACAUCUCCCGCAUGUGCCACAAGAUCUGCUUGCCCAACAACACGAGCGAGAUGCUGGAGGUGGGCACCAACACCCGGGUGCGGGAGGCGUGCGACAGCAUCGCCGCCCGGCUGCAGCUCGCCUCCUGGGAGGGCUGCAGCCUCUUCAUCAAGAUCGCGGACAAGGUCAUCAGCCAGAAGGAGGGAGACUUCUUCUUUGACUCCUUGAGGCAGGUGGCCGACUGGGUGAAGAAGAACAAGCCCCAGAAGGAAGGGGCCGCUGUGACACUCCCCUACCAGGUGUACUUCAUGCGGAAACUGUGGCUCAGCGUGGCCCCAGGGAGAGAUGUGAAGGCAGACACCAUACUCCAUUACCAUCAGGAGCUGCCCAAGUACCUGCGUGGGUUCCACAAGUGUUCGCAGGAGGAUGCCGUCCACCUGGCAGGCCUCAUCUACAAGGCCCAGUUUGGCAAUGACCGGUCCCAACUAGCUAGCAUGCCCAAGGUCCUGAGGGAACUUGUGCCUGAGAACCUCACACGUCUGAUGUCCUCAGAGGAAUGGAAGAAGCGCAUCCUCCUGGCCUGUGACAAGCACAGGGACAUGACAGUGGAGGAGGCCAAGGUGGCCUUCCUGAAGUGGAUCUGCCGGUGGCCCACCUUCGGGUCCGCCUUCUUCGAGGUGAAGCAAACCUCGGAGCCCUCCUACCCGGACAUCAUCGUCAUCGCCAUCAACCGGCACGGGGUUCUGCUCAUCCACCCCAAGACCAAGGACCUGCUCACCACCUACCCCUUCACCAAGAUUGCCAGCUGGAGCAGCGGCAGCACCUACUUCCACAUGGUGCUGGGGAGCCUGGGCCGGGGCAGCCGCCUGCUGUGUGAGACCUCUCUGGGCUACAAGAUGGACGACCUGCUGACCUCGUACGUGCAGCAGCUGCUGAGCACCGUGAACAAGCAGCGGGGCCCCCGGACCUCAGUCCCGGCCAGUCCCUAGCAGCGGGGCCCUCUUGCCCAUUCAGCCACCCUCCGCAAUCAGGGGUCCUGGAGGCCCUUCCCGAGGGCCCUUCUCUGGGCCCAAGGCCUGCCCUCUGGUGGCGGGCUCUCAAGUCACCCUCUCCCCAGAACCCCCAGCAGCACCACCCUGUGGCACCCCAGGGGCCCCCUCCCCUGGGUGCUGGCUCUGAGGGCCGAAGGGCAGGGCCGGGACAGGCGGGCCUCCAGGCCGACGGAUGGAAGACGGGGAGGACCCGCCCCCCAGGAAUGUUCAAUAAA
Balaenoptera acutorostrata (minke whale) is the source of this 6817-nucleotide messenger RNA. RefSeq names its product myosin VIIB (gene MYO7B). Lineage: Eukaryota; Metazoa; Chordata; Mammalia; Artiodactyla; Balaenopteridae. Gene Ontology annotation, molecular function: protein binding; ATP binding; cytoskeletal motor activity. The record is from RefSeq and is a predicted model, not a curated record. Gene Ontology annotation, cellular component: myosin complex; cytoskeleton. The coding region runs from base 108 to 6539 and encodes 2143 amino acids. The transcript is spliced from 48 exons.